This is a messenger RNA of Amphimedon queenslandica, 499 nucleotides long. RefSeq lists its product as uncharacterized. NCBI's taxonomy places the organism in Eukaryota, Metazoa, Porifera, Demospongiae, Haplosclerida, Niphatidae. The transcript has 2 exons. The record is from RefSeq and is a predicted model, not a curated record. The annotation marks the transcript as partial.
AUGAUGAGAGAAGCAGUGCUAGUUUUUGUUUUAUGUGCUCUGUCACUACCAAUUGCUCAGGAUUGUCCUCUACCAACCAUAGCUCAGUUAGAGGCUGCAUUGCCUCCUUUACUAGUCAUUUCUGAUGGUGGCCAGUCAUACUCUCCUAAUGUAACUGAAGGAUCAGUUCGAUAUGUCUGUCUAGCUCAAGGGAGCAUGAUUGCUACUUAUGAAGCCAUAGCUCUUAUAGCUACAUUCACUCCUAAUCCAGGAGAACCUGAACAAACUAGGAUAUUUGAUAUUGAGUGUAGCAGUGGUACAUGGAGUGGAAGGACUGGUAGUUUAGAUCCUUCUCCUGCCAGUGUUGUUGGUGUUCCUCCAAGAACUGAUUGUUAUCGAUGUCGGGAAGGUUUUGGUGGUGAUACUAGAUGUAGAGCAUGUGACAGUGCUUGUAAUUCUGGACUGAUGAGGUGUACUGGAUCAGGUUCUGGUGAUUGUUGUUUAUCAUUUGCUGCAAAUA